Messenger RNA from Plasmopara halstedii, 1080 nucleotides. RefSeq lists its product as uncharacterized. The record is from RefSeq and is a predicted model, not a curated record. The coding region runs from base 1 to 1080 and encodes 359 amino acids. Lineage: Eukaryota; Oomycota; Peronosporomycetes; Peronosporales; Peronosporaceae. The transcript has a single exon.
AUGCUGUAUACUCUUCGCUGCUUUGCGCUACUAGCGCCCUUUUGGCUGGUCUCACUUGUCCAAGCUAAGAAUUACUUUAACCAGUCAGCUGGCUACGUGAUUGAAAUCGCUACGGACGAUUGGAGCAAUUACGAGUCUAAUGGUGGCUGUGUCACAUGUCCUUACACGUGUAUCGCGCCAACUGAGAGUUACGAUGGCACGAGGAUCAAUGCGAGUAACAUGACAAUGACAGCAUCACUGCCUGCUAUUUACACGCAGGUUCGAAGCAAUGGUUGCUGUUAUUCUUCGACUUCCACUGUUCAGCCCUCAUGCUCAACAGAGGCAUCACCUGCUAGUGCUGAGAAUUGUGGAUUUUUGUUUGGCCCUACGCUUGAAUGGCGCAUUAACAAUGCGCUCAGGCCACUGACUGAUUCGAUGACGGCCAUCCUCUUUGCUUCGACUGAUUGUGAAACGUUCUGGGCGGUUGGAAAACAAGAUAUUCGCUAUACCAGUAACACAAGAAGCAUUAAGGGGUCCAAGAUGAUACAACACGGUUGCUACGGUGAUCCUCGAGGCACACCAAUGGUUCUAAGCGGGUGUCUGACGAGUCAAUUAGCCUUCUCUAAGACAAAGUCAUACACGUGGAAGAAUCUGGCAGAAAAGUGCGAGGGUCUUGCUGGUCGAUGCGUCAUUACGAACGCUGUUUGGGAACAACACCUCGAAUGCUGCACAUCGCGUACGGGCUUGGCUUCAGACUGGGACACGACAUAUGAAACGUAUACAAAGACCCCUACAAAGACGACCAAACUAAGUGGUCCAGCUAUCACGGCCAUUGUCAUUGGUGGUGUUGCUCUUCUUAUGUGCCUCAUUCAUUUUGGUGCUAAGGUGCGUGAACGUGCUCGACAGACGGCACUCAUGCGUGAACAGGAGGCUACGGAUGAUUACGAGGAAAUUAUGACGCCUCUUACUGCUGGCGAUAAACAGCCUGUGGCAUUGCAACGCCCUAUCGGUCCCGCAAGUCUUGACGUGUCAUUGCAUGAAGGCGAUCAGAUUUACCGAAAGAAAGAGGAUGAACUACUUUUUGAAGGCGACAUGUAUUAG